UCCAUCGCCGGUGGCGCCAGUGCCAUUUCCGGUAAACCGCGACGCCAUUGGUACAGUGCCCCGACUGAAUUAUGACCAGUCCGAGUCUGAUAACAUUAGAUUUAAUCAUAAUUGAAAGGUUCACCCCCUCCACACACCCAGAUUCCACCCUCUCAGUCUCAGCGUCUCCCUACCGAACAAGGUCAUCCUCUACCUUCUAUCAGCGGCGGCUCGUUCCAAUUUUUUCGUUCCGGUGCCACAUCAGCAAUCCUUGAAGAAUUUGGUAUUGCAUUCUGACGUUGAAGCAGUGUAUCAAAGACGAGAAUUACUGUAUCUCAAUGGCAGCUUCAGAGAAAACUCUAACAAACAAAUGCACAACAAAUGAAGGUUGGACUGUAGUUUUACCCCGUCGCAGCAGACAAAGAAGAAAAGCUACCAAAUCUGGAGUUUUGGAGGAAAAACAAGAGCCAUGGACUCCAACAGAUUCUCAGACUGACCCAAGCAAAGAAGCAACAUUGGUGCAGAAAAUGGAAAGAUGUAUAAAUAGGAUUGAGAGAUCUGAAUUCUAUCAUACUUUCAGGGAUCAAAUUCAAACAUCUGUUGUUGAUUACUUCAAUAGAGUUUUGGGCUCAGAGAUAAAGAUGCAAAUGGUCAUUUAUGGUAUUGGCAGCAUCAAAUUGUAUGAGCCCCCUCGACUGCAGCUUAGUCUUGCAAUAUUGAUGAGAAGAGAUUUCAGUUGGAUUGGAAACAUAGAGGUAUUUGAUCCUAUUCUUUCUGCAACUGAGUCUCGGGUUUUGGAAGCUCUUGGCUGUUCUGUCAUGUCCAUAAAUGAGCAUGGGAGGCGAGAGGCUCUAAAGCCAACAAUGUUCUUCAUGCCUCACUGUGAAGCAGAGCUAUAUAACAACCUGUUGCAAGCAAAUUGGAAACUGAAUCUCUUAAAAAACAUGGUAUUAUUUGGGAACAGCUUUGAAACAUAUGAGCAGCACGUGUCACUGUGUAAGAACUCACCUAUUCUUAACUCGAUGGGGCAUAUUUUGGCUGCUCAAGGAUUCACAAAUGAAUUUAGAAUCCAAACAGUUUCAGAUGAUUAUUAUAAUGCAUUCCAUGAUUCAAGUUGGCAUUUUUUCAGCCCUCUCCUUGAGACAGAGCUGCCUAUUAUCAAUUCUUGAUUGAGGGCAUCUUAUAAGCAUAAAUUCAUUUAAAGGGAUGUAUAUCCGUAUUAACGUGGCUGUACAUCAUUUUGUCAUAAUUAUUGAUCUAGUGUAAGACUGUUACCCUCCUAUGUCUUCUUAUUUUUUCAAAUAUCCUAAGCUUAUGUAUUCUUUAACUGUUAAGUUGUAUAUUUUUUUAAGUAUGCUUGUUGAUCCUUGCACUGUUGCACGUGUGGUCUCUGUCUGUGAUGAUCUUGUAUCUAGUGUAUGUGGGGAACAGAUGAAUAGGAGGCGGUCCCUUGUCGUUGGAGAUUUCA
Glycine soja is the source of this 1447-nucleotide messenger RNA. Its product is annotated as protein SENSITIVITY TO RED LIGHT REDUCED 1-like. Gene Ontology annotation, biological process: microtubule-based process. Lineage: Eukaryota; Viridiplantae; Streptophyta; Magnoliopsida; Fabales; Fabaceae. Gene Ontology annotation, cellular component: nucleus; cytoplasm. The transcript is spliced from 3 exons. Bases 318 to 1148 code for a protein of 276 amino acids. The record is from RefSeq and is a predicted model, not a curated record.